Molecule: messenger RNA, 4565 nt
Organism: Ciona intestinalis (vase tunicate)
Lineage: Eukaryota; Metazoa; Chordata; Ascidiacea; Phlebobranchia; Cionidae
Source: RefSeq, a predicted model, not a curated record
GAUGAUUUUGUGCCUGAUUUUAAUGAUUUAAUUUCACUCGACAUGGAGGAAAGCGCUUCACAAUCUUACAGUGAGAUGGACCUUAACAGUUCAAUUGAGGGGACAACCGCAGAUUACGAUGGUUUUUUUAAAACUACCACAGUCGCCCAAACCACGACCCCAGCAUCCAAAGAUGAAGUUGUCGUGACGACGCCUUGUCAUCGUAACUCCAUUUCUCUCCUCCGAGAGUUGGACUCAGAGAUGAGAGAGAUUGAUGAGAAAUCCCGGAUGCGACAAACGGAGACGGAGGAAGAGAUCAUUGCAAGAAGGACGAGGUCAAAACUUCCCCUUCAUAAUGUUGGGCUGGAAGAGCUGGAGACGGCGUUCGAUCCUCCCGACGCGGGAGAUGACAUGUGCAUCCAGUCAUCUGAUGAGGAUUGGUUAAAAUUCCUCGCGGAAGUUUUCACCCAAGACCCGGGUGAGAAGACGACCGACAUAGACGACGACGUUGAACAAGACCCCGAUUAGUAAUUUCAUGGCAUCGGAGGCUGAAGAAACUCAUGAGAAGGAUGAUUAUAGAGAUGAUCAAGGGACACGAAUUACAAAGAAAGAAGUUGAAGAAUUGUUGGAACUUCUCAACGUUCCGGUCGUUGACAGCCAUGGUCAACCAAUUGACGUGUCAGAUUUAUCUAUUAUGAUGUCACCUGCUAAAAAAACGACGACCAGCAAAAAAACAACAGAGAACACAAAGUCGGCCGACGUUACGAUUCCUUUGUUAGAACAAAAUCAAGUUUCUGUUAAGCAACAUUUGGAGAUCAGAAGACGCCAAAAAUCUCGAUUUUUCAACAACAAUGAUAAAAUAAUUAACAAUAAAAACAAUGAAAAACUUGUUAGCAACAACAAUCAACAAUCGAGAUGUCUUACGUUCACUUUAAACCAGACGCGCACUUUAAAACUUCAGUUGAAACAACACGUGCAGUUGCUCACACAAAUCAACUUGCUGAGCAAAAACAAACCUGAAUUCCACAAGAUCACAAGUGAGGCGCUCGCUAUGCUUAAAGAAAUUAAGCAGCUUGGAAAACACCAGAAAGCAGAGUUACGAAUCGAGGCUUCAUGUUUUGACGUUGAGCAUUUAAAUGAUGCGUUGGAUAUUACGCAACUUAAGCUAUCGAGCAGUGAACCUGUCGUUAACCUGACAAAAUUUGAACGAAACAGAAGAAUGUUUCCAUUGUCUCGUCAGAUAGCAACUGUGAUGUCACAAAGCCCUGUGUUUUGCUACACCCAUCUACUUCCUGCUUGUGGAGGUCUGAAAGUAAAUCCGGACACCGUUCGGAAAACUUACAGUUUUUCAGUAGAUAUCCUGUUAUGCCUGGGCCUCGCUCAAAUGGAAGGCCACCUGAGACCAAUGUAUGAACUGAUCCAUCAGUAUAUGUUGCCUACUAUGAGCCCAGAUCAGAUUAAGUUUCGUGUCAAAAAUGCGAUGAACUGUCACUAUGGACAAAACAACCCGAUUUAUAUUUACCACCGAACAAAGGUCAUUCCCCAGCCCCCUAUUAUAAGUGACCCAGACGUGGGGCCUUCUACGGGAAUUCCCAAUCAUUUGGGGUUAAAAUCGGCCCCAAUCCCCGACUGGUUGCAUAUGCUGCAACUGGAAGACUCGAACCAUUCAACAUCGACAUUGGAUAAUUCAAACCAAGAACCACAAGACAAAUACGCAGUUUUAAUAAACAACCCCGGCGACCCCUCCACCUCCAAACCUCCAACUGCAAUCAUUCUCCCCAUCAUCUAUAACAAUGAGUCCUCCGGUAAGAAGAAGAUCAAACGACAAGAUUGGGUUCGCAACAUCCGGACACCAAUUGCCAACAAGAGGAAAAAAAGUCAGAAAAAAGAGCAAAAAGUCAAAAAGCCCCGGACAGAUUCGGAAAUUGCGAAAAAAUUGAAAUCCAAUUCCUCACCAACACAAAUGGAAGUUUUGAACACCUCAAAUACUUCCUUUGAAACACAACCAGAAAAUGAUGAAACUGUGGCUUUAAAUUCAACCAAUGAGAGUCAAGACUCAGAACCAUCAACCAAUCAGAUGGCACUUUCGGACAAAGAUAAAGUGGAUCAACUAAAUGAAAACAUUUCUCCGGAAAAGGAAAUUUCUGAAAAUAAUUUAAGUGAUAAUAUAAAUUCCUCGCUGAGUAAAGUUACUUCAGACAAAAACUUUUCUGUGCCCAAAUCAGUGGGGUUAAAAAUGGCCGAACAAAUUGAAACAUCACCUGCUGCCAAAAAAGUUGAGAGUGUUGGUCAAAAAGUUCCGCAAAGUCAAACAAAAAAAGUGAGGACAGAAAAUAUAUCGAGUAAAAAUUCUACAAAGUUGUCAAAAAAGUCAAACAAAAACAAAAUUGAUUCCAACAAGAUAUUAUCCCCAAGUUUAAAGAAAAAAAAUCGCUCCUCGGAUGUUGGAUGCGAUGACGAAGUUGGAGGUACGGAGGAAGAUGAGGAAGAGACAGAGGAUGAACAGAUGCAUGUGGAAGAUGCUCCAACAGAGGAGGAGGAGCAAAAAGAAGAAAAAAGCAAAAAAAGAAAGAAAGCAAAAUGCCGAGCAAAAAUUUCUUCCACUAAACUUGGUGGACGACUCCACAGGACAUUUCCUUGCCUGGGAAGCAAGAAAAACAGCGGGAAAAGUCGUAAUUCUGCUUCUGACGAUCAGUUUUCGAAAAAUUUACGAAAAUCUGCUGAAAAAGUGAAACUUCUUGAGGAAGAUACGAUAGUUCAACUAGAUCCCACGAGGGUGGAAAAAGAAAUGUUGUUCGCUGAAGGUUAUCUGAAACAAUUACAAACAGUCCUAAAAGACAAACCGGAUGUUCUGAUUCAAGUCCUUGAGAUUAUGUCCGAGUUUGCUCUCGAUGCGGGUCUGUCUCCUCCCAUUCUAUUUAAGAAGAUUUCAGAACUCUUAUCUCCGUGGCCUCAACUGAUCCAGGGAUUUGCUCCGUUUCUACUUCCAGAACAAGCACACGCUUGUGGACUUCUUCCAGAGCAACAAGUUUAUGCACGAGCUCGUAAAUUUCUACGACAACUGGAGAUCCGUUUCCAAGACAACCCACAACACCUCAACAGAAUCAUCAAUACUUUCAAAUCAGUGGCAGAGAGUGCUGUGUAUAAGGAAAAUGAGAUGAAGAGCAACAUCCUCACAAUGCUGAAGUCGGAUCCUUACCUCCAGGAAGAGUUCUUAAUGUUUUUUGAUAACGAGCGACCUCCUGAAAGUCGACUUAAUGGGGAUUGGGAAGAAAUAUAUUGGACAGAUGACCUUCUAAAAGAAUCUGGUGCCCCUGCAGGUUUCGAAGAAAUACAUGUUCCUUUCUCGGGUGAGGGAAAUCCCCUGUCUGGUACUGAGGAAGCAAACAUUUCAAGUUCAACAAAAUUCCCAGUUUCAAACAAACAGAAACCAACAGUUGCUAGUAACAACCAAUCGAUUAAAAAACCAAGGCGCGUUUCAAAAUGUAAAACUAAAGACAAAAAUCGGGAAGAUUGGAAUUUACAUCCGAGAUUAGGAGUUGAAGAGGAGGAAGAAGAUGGGUUAACACAGCCUCCCAACACAGCAUCGACAACAGCAAUACAACACGCUGACGUUGGAGUUAUUUCAGAAGAUGCUUUGUCUUGUAACUCACAACAUAAUGAAGACGGUGUUUCAAUAUCUGUAAAUAAGCCACCCACCCCCACUGGAACGCAAGCGAGCCAAGAUUCGGUUUCGUUAUCCGAUUACAAACUCGCUCCCGAUCUUCAUUCCUCCUCCCAUGGCUCCUCCCUCCCAAUCACUCCUACAGGAUCCCGAUCCCCGAAGUCGGAAGAUCAGCUUCAGGAUCAAGCCAAGGAUGUCGAUACUGCCCUCCAGUGGACAAGAGAAGAUGACGCAACUUUACUCGGCCAUUGUAAACUAGACGGAGCUACAGAGCAAACAUUUUCCAAAGUUGCAUCUGUUUUGAAGCGGUCGAAAGAAGAAAUUGAAAAUCGUUUCCAAACUUUGAUCAAUUUAAUUUCAGGGGGUGACGUCACAGACACAGAGAGUGUUUAUACUGAUGGUACAGAGGCAGAAGAUUUAAGCGAUUAAAACUGAGUAUUUAUAUCACUGUGGUUUAGCCAUGGGCUUCCCAAACUUUUUAGCUCGCAAACUCUACUCCUGAAAUUUUCGCGAACCUUCAUGGUUAAUGGUAUAUGCAGUACUUUGUGUAUGGUUGGUAUACUCUUGGCGACAAAUAUAAAAUACUGAUAUAAUAACAAGAUAAUAAUUAGAAAAUAUAUUCGAAAUUCAGGCACUUUCACUUGGAGACAAUUUAUAAGAAAUGGCUUGUGCGAAAAAUAGUGUAGCAAUACCCAAUUUGCUUAGCAACAAUGUAAAGUAAGUUUCCCCGCUCUACUAUAAUAUAAAUAAAUCCGCAAACUACACAGUUCGCCACAAAGGCAACACAAGACCAUUCGGGAAAUACGAUGUAUCGAUAGUUUUUAAAGUUUACUCUAAUGUGUUAUAUGAACAUAUGUUAUGCAUAUUCUUUGUGUCAUGCUUUUGCGCCCACUAACGAGAUAAAUUAAUUUGAAUGACCGUU